Mesocricetus auratus (golden hamster) is the source of this 796-nucleotide messenger RNA. RefSeq names its product short transmembrane mitochondrial protein 1 (gene Stmp1). The coding region runs from base 232 to 375 and encodes 47 amino acids. The record is from RefSeq and is a predicted model, not a curated record. NCBI's taxonomy places the organism in Eukaryota, Metazoa, Chordata, Mammalia, Rodentia, Cricetidae. The transcript is spliced from 3 exons.
CUUGACUCAGAGAGGCCUUGGUUCAAAGAGGACUAGACCCGCACUUCUCCCCCGGUGAUGGCCGUCAGGGGGCGCUGCGGCAUCGCAAGUCGCUUCCGGGAAUGGAGAGGGCGGGGCCGGGCGUAAACCGGAACCUGACGGCGGGUUCCGCCCUCGAGCUGGGGAGGAGUCCGGGAGCAGAGCUGGAGCUGAAGCCGCUUUCACACCCUCCUCGCCCUCCCCGCCGUCAUCAUGCUCCAAUUCCUGCUCGGAUUUACUUUGGGCAACGUGGUUGGAAUGUAUCUGGCUCAGAACUAUGACAUGCCAAACCUGGCUAAAAAACUUGAAGAUAUUAAAAAGGACCUGGAAGCCAAGAAGAAGCCCCCUAGCUCCUGAUGCCUGCCCGGCACUGCUCUCCGGACCCUCCAGUUCCAUCCUGAGGGGCCGCCUCCUUCAUAGUCGCAACCCAAAGCUGUGUUCCUCUUCAGUCUCACACCCUGCCUGCUGCCUCAUAGCCAACAUGGGGCCAGAAGUCAAGGUUACCUUACGUUUCAAGCAGCGCCCCUUCCUCCUGUAACAUCCGUCCAGCUGCUUAUGUAUGAGUCCCGAGACUGGAACUCCGGUGCUAGGUUAGCAAAUACAUCCCUUAUCAGUGCUCACUCACCUGUCCCCCGGGAGUCCUACCUCCUGUUGUCAAGAGAAAACAGGGAAUGGAUUUGGAGAGCUGAUCGCACUGUCUAGCAGUUAUAAUAGGAGCUUGUUAGACGUUUGUUAACUCAAUUUUUGUUGCCAGAGUAAUUAAAGUUAGUGCUUUCAA